GAAGGUGAUAGGUAUUUUCUUUCUGACAAAAGGACAUAAAAUGAUUAAAGAAUACUCUGAUAGUGAUGGGGAUAGUGAUACUGAAGCAUUUUAUCAAACGCUUUGUUGACAGUACUGAUGGUGUUGCUUUAAUUGCUUUUAGCAGACAAAACACGAAAAUUUGACAGCUGUUUCCACAAGAAAAUCGCAAGAAAUUUCGUGAUUCAAAGAAAAGAAAGUAUCUUUGUCCUGUUUAACAAUAUAUUUAGCUACAAGAAUAACUCUUGUAUCCCUAGAUAUCGAUAAACUCUGCAAACUAUCACACACCAAAUUUUUUUUCUUUUUUUCAAUGGCUACUUCUUUGUCCACUUCCCAUACUACCCAUCAAUGGAAAUAUGAUGUUUUCUUGAGUUUUAGAGGUGAAGAUACUCGUGACAACUUUACAAGUCAUCUUUUUGCUGCUUUAUCUCGGAAGUCGGUCAUCACUUUCAUGGACAACAAUGAUCUUCAUGUAGGAGAAGAAAUAACUCCAGCAAUUUCAAAAGCAAUUGAAGAGUCGAAAAUUGCAAUCGUUAUUUUCUCAGAAAGGUAUGCUUUUUCCAGAUGGUGUUUAAAUGAAAUUGUAAGGAUAAUUGAAUGCAAAGAGACUUGUGGGCAAUUGGUAUUGCCAGUAUUCUAUCAUGUGGGUCCAUCAGAUGUUAGUGUUUUUGCUGAAGCAUUUCCAAGCUAUGAUCAGUUUGAGAAAGUGCAGAAGUGGAAGAAUGCCUUGUCCAAAGCAGCCAAUUUGUCUGCAUUCGAUUCUCGUGUUACUAGGCCGGAGUCCAAACUUGUUGAUGAAAUUGUCAUGUAUACUUUGAAACAACUGAAACAAUCAUAUUCAAGUGAUGUAGUAGAGGGCAUUGUGGGAGUAGAUUCACGGAUUGAGCAAAUCAAAGAAUUAUUGUCUAUUGGGUCGGUAGAUGUCCGCUUUCUAGGAAUUUGGGGUAUGGGAGGUAUAGGGAAAACAACUCUUGCUGAAGCUGUCUUUUACCAAAUUGCAUAUCAAUUUGAAGGAUCCUGCUUUCUUGCAAAUGUUAGGGGAAAUUUUGAAAAGAAUGGGGGACUAGCCCGUUUACAAGAGGAACUUCUUUCUAAGACAUUGGAGAAAAGAGAUUUCAAGAUCGAUACGCCCAAUAUUGGAUACUCUUUUUGGGUUAAGCAGAUGCUUAAGCAUAGAAGGGUUUUAAUUGUUGUUGAUGAUGCGAAUGAUUCAGAACAACUAGACUUACUAGUUGGAAGCCAUGAUUGGUUUGGUCCAGGAAGUAGAAUUAUUGUAACAAGUAGAGAUAAACAAGUACUUACCAAAAUAGUAGAUGAUAUAUAUGAAGUCAAAGAAUUAGUUCAUCAUGAAGCUCUUCAACUUUUUAACCAGACCACCUUCAAGAAAAAAUGUGUCCCAGAAGAUUACAGCUAUCUAUCAGAUUUGGUCAUAGAAUAUGCUAAGGGUGUUCCUUUGGCUCUUAAAGUUUUGGGUUCCUUUCUAUUUGGCAAGAGCAAAACAGAAUGGGAAAGUGCAUUAGACAAAUUAAAAAAAGCUCCUCAUAGAGCCACUCAAAAUGUUCUGAAAAUUAGUUAUGAUGGCCUUGAUGCAGAAGAGAAGAAUAUUUUUCUUGACAUUGCAUGUUUUUUCAGAGGCGAAAGCGUGGAAAUGGUAACAAAGAUAUUAGAUGGAUGUGGCUUCUCAACAAAGAUUGGAUUGUGUCUUCUGGUUGAUAAAUCUCUCAUAACUAUUUUAAAUGAUAAAGUAGAAAUGCAUGAUUUGUUGCAAGAAAUGGGCAAGGAGAUUGUUCUCCAAGAAUCUAAACAGCCAAGCCAACGCACUAGAUUAUGGAAUCAUGAAGACAUUCUACAUGUAUUCUCAAGAAAUUUGGGAACUGAAACAAUUGAAGGUAUGUGCCUUAACACGUCUAUGAUAAACAAGAUUGAACUGAAUUCAAAUGCCUUCGGGAGAAUGUAUAAUCUAAGAUUUCUCAAAUUCUACCAAUCUUAUAUCCACGGUGGUUUUAAAGAAUGUACUAAGAUACGCCUCCCGCAAGGACUGGACUCUCUUUCUAAUGAGCUAAGAUAUUUACAUUGGCACGGAUACCCAUUGAAAUCUUUGCCUGCUCGUAUCCACCUGAUGAACCUUGUUGUCCUUGUCCUGCCUUAUAGCAAAGUAAAACGACUUUGGAAAGGAUGCAAGGAUCUUAAGAAGUUAAAAGUGAUUGAUCUUAGUUACUCGCAAGCAUUAAUAAGAAUUACAGAGCUAACAACAGCCAGUAAUCUUAGUUACAUGAAACUAUCCGGCUGCAAGAACCUUAGAAGUAUGCCAAGUACCACUCGUUGGAAAUCUCUUAGCACUCUAGAAAUGAAUUAUUGCACUAAGCUUGAGAGUCUUCCAAGCAGCAUUUGCAAGUUAAAAUCUCUUGAAAGCCUUAGUUUAUGUGGCUGCUCAAAUCUGCAGAGUUUCCCAGAAAUCUUGGAGAGUAUGGAUCGUUUGAAGGUACUUGUCUUAAAUGGAACAGCCAUUAAAGAGCUACCAUCCUCUAUUGAGCGUCUGAAAGGGCUUUCCUCAAUAUAUUUAGAAAAUUGCAGAAAUCUUGCUCAUCUUCCAGAAAGCUUUUGUAAUUUGAAGGCUCUCUACUGGCUAUUUCUCACUUUUUGCCCUAAACUUGAAAAGCUUCCGGAGAAGCUCUCAAAUUUGACAACUUUAGAGGACCUCUCAGUCGGCGUAUGUAAUCUAUUGAAAUUGCCUUCUCAUAUGAACCAUUUGUCCUGUAUAUCAAAGCUUGAUCUAAGUGGAAACUAUUUUGAUCAACUGCCAAGCUUCAAAUACCUUCUUAAUUUGCGUUGUCUUGACAUAAGUUCCUGUAGGAGACUUCGAUCUUUACCGGAGGUUCCACAUUCUCUGACAGAUAUAGAUGCACAUGAUUGCAGAUCCUUGGAAACAAUCUCUGGCCUCAAACAGAUUUUUCAGUUGAAAUAUACUCAUACGUUCUAUGAUAAAAAGAUUAUAUUUACUAGUUGCUUCAAAAUGGACGAAAGUGCUUGGAGUGAUUUUCUGGCAGAUGCACAGUUUUGGAUUCAGAAAGUAGCAAUGAGAGCAAAAGAUGAGGAAUCCUUUAGCAUCUGGUAUCCUGGAAGUAAAAUUCCUAAGUGGUUCGGAUAUCAAAGCGAGGGAAGUUCGAUCGUGAUCCAGUUGCAUCCACGUUCUCAUAAGCAUAACCUCUUGGGAUUCACUCUAUGUGUUGUUCUGGCAUUUGAGGAUGAAUUUGAAUAUCACAACAGUUUCUUUGAUGUUCUUUGUGUCUAUCAACUUAAAAACUAUCGUGGUGAAUAUACUGAUUGCAAAGAAGUUUAUAGCAGUAGAACUCAUGUAUCAGGGAAGAACAAGUAUGUUGGAUCAGACCAUGUGAUUCUUUUCUACGAUCCCAAUUUCUCUUCUACAGAGGCCAAUGAGUUAUCCUACAAUGAAGCCUCAUUUGAAUUCUACUGGCAAAAUAACGAGAGCUGCUGUAUGCAAUCUAGCAUGGUGAAAAAGUGUGCCGCCAUUCCUCUAUAUUCCCGAGAGGAAGAGUGUUGCAACCGACUCGAAGGGCCAAUAGAGAUUGGGAUAAACCCUAUGGAAGAAGAAGCUAUUGAUCACAAGAGAUACUGGGAUGGUAGUGAGAGCUCUGAUGAAGAGAGAGAAGAUAGAUAUCCAAAAAAACUGAAACUAAUGGAUGGUAUGAUUGUUCCAUCAUAGCAUGAAGAAAGGAACUGAUAUGUUCCAACUCGUGUUCCUCCUGCGGUGAACACCUUGGACCUCUAUAAGCAGAGCAUUUGGCUGCUGUGAGUUCCUUUAUAAACUACACGCUUUAAAUUCUUUUGUUUCCAAAAUAUAACUUUUUAAGUAUCUAGCAUCAUACAUCGGGUGUGGUUAAGGUAACUCAAGAUAAUGUUAAGGCAAGUUACUCCA
Molecule: messenger RNA, 3955 nt
Organism: Ricinus communis (castor bean)
Lineage: Eukaryota; Viridiplantae; Streptophyta; Magnoliopsida; Malpighiales; Euphorbiaceae
Product: disease resistance-like protein DSC1
Exons: 5
Coding region: 329-3742 (1137 amino acids)
Biological process (GO): defense response; signal transduction
Molecular function (GO): ADP binding
Source: RefSeq, a predicted model, not a curated record